AUGAUAGCGAACCAUGUCCUUGUUAAUAUUUUGAGGGGUCCACGGGGAAGAAACUUAAAUUGGGUUAUGGCACAUGAAUUAGGCCAUGCAUUAGGCCUUCCUCAUAGCGAACAUGAAUCUUUGAUGGCAUCACAUUAUCAAGGAUUCUUCGAUACAGUACCAAAACUGUUCCCCACUGAUAUUUCUGCUAUACAAUCACUGUAUGGUUCGUUCGAACUCAGACUUCUAAACAUUCGUUCAAGCAACUACGAAAGCACACUGCUCACAAACUUUUUUUUCUGA
Molecule: messenger RNA, 282 nt
Organism: Thelazia callipaeda (thelaziosis nematode)
Lineage: Eukaryota; Metazoa; Nematoda; Chromadorea; Rhabditida; Thelaziidae
Source: the annotation of a GenBank genome assembly